AUGUGAGUACUGAGUAGCGAUUUAGAUUACAUAAUCUUAAAUCAUUGUGUAAUACUGAAAUCACUUAUCGGUUUGGUUAAUAAUAAUAUACACAUGGCUUUUUAUAAUAAUUUAUAUAACUCAAAUAAAGUAUGAUCUAACAAUUAAUUGAUAAUCUUCCGUGACCCGUGCUUGUGAGUGUAUUAAUAUUUUUAACCUAAGCAGUAAUACCCCAGAAUAAAUACCUAUGUAUAAUAUUAAUAAUACUUAUAAAUAAGUAAUAACUUCUAGCAAGGCACCGUCGACUAUAGGUCUUUCAUUCUGUAAAGUCUACAGGCCAGCCGAGUUCAAGCUACAGACACUACUAUUUCAUUUGUACCUACAUCAUCCUGUAGAGAUGGCUACCAGAUGGGGAAUAAUAGGCACCAGCAAUAUAUCGCACGAUUUUGCUGUGGCCAUGGGAACAUUGCCACGGACAGAACACUUGAUCACAUCAGUGGCGUCCAAAGACAAGGUGAGGUCUCGAGAAUUCGCCGAACAGUUUGAUAUUCCCAAUUCGUAUGAUUCUUAUUCUCUCAUGGCAAAUGACACCGAAGUAGACGUUGUUUAUGUGGGCACCCUCAAUGAACACCAUUACUCUGUCAGUCGCUUAAUGUUGGAACACGGUAAGAAUGUUUUAUGUGAAGAACCAUUUUGUCAAAAUACUAAGCAAGUCCAACAACUUGUUGAACUUGCGAGGUCUAAAAAUGUGUUUCUUAUGGAGGCCAUGUGGAUGUUUUUCACUCCGGCAUUCACUAUUUUAGGAGAAGAAAUCAACAAAGGUACAAUUGGUGAACCAUUGCAAAUAAUUUCUUCAUUCGGUACCCCAAUGUCCGAAUCACUAAUUCAACAACGAAAUAGUGGUGGAUCAAUAUUAGAAUUGGCUGUAUUCUCAGUUUACAUGAGCCAAUUCCUGUUUGGUCCUGAAAAACCACAAAUCUAUGGCACUUAUGGACAGUUGACAGAAUCUGGAUUUGAUAAGGAUGCAAGUAUAAUUUUAAAGUAUAGCAAUGGUAAAAUAUCUACCUUUUUAAGCCAUUUCAAAGUCAACCUACCUAAUGAGGCAACUGUAUUUGGAACCAAAGGAAAUAUUAAAUUACACGAUCCAUUCUGGUCAGCGACUAAAAUUACUGUAAAUGGAACAGACAUUAAUAUAGACGUGCCUAAUACAAAAAAAGCAACAAGAUAUGGUAAUAGUGUGCAACUAAUUUACGAGAUUCAAGAAGUUAGAAAUUGUCUUCUGAAAGGUUUAAAUGAGAGCAGUAUAGUUCCAUGGUCGCUAAGUAUUGAGAAUGCCAUUUUGGUUGAAGAUAUAAGAAAAAAAUUAGGAGUAACUAUUUGUGAAUAAUAGAAACCAACUUUGGUAGCUAAUCAAAAUUAAUAUAAUUUAUAUUUUACAUUUUAUGUAAGUAAUUGUUUAAAUGAAUAUUAUAUUUCAAUAUUUUACUUGUAUUUUUGUAAUUAAGUUUAUGUAAUAACAUAUUACUUUUAUGCUACUCAAAAAUAUAUUACUUUGCAUGCUGCUCAAAAACAUAUAAGUCCAACUAUCAAAAUUCAUUAAAUUAUAGAUAAAUAUACUUGAUAGCAUUAUAUUAUACUUGCUGUUCCUAUA
Messenger RNA from Myzus persicae (green peach aphid), 1630 nucleotides. RefSeq names its product trans-1,2-dihydrobenzene-1,2-diol dehydrogenase-like. Gene Ontology annotation, molecular function: nucleotide binding. The coding region runs from base 377 to 1366 and encodes 329 amino acids. The transcript has 7 exons. The record is from RefSeq and is a predicted model, not a curated record. Lineage: Eukaryota; Metazoa; Arthropoda; Insecta; Hemiptera; Aphididae.